Coregonus clupeaformis (lake whitefish) is the source of this 5605-nucleotide messenger RNA. Its product is annotated as pleckstrin homology domain-containing family A member 6. Lineage: Eukaryota; Metazoa; Chordata; Actinopteri; Salmoniformes; Salmonidae. The record is from RefSeq and is a predicted model, not a curated record.
UUGGCCGCUUCCCCUCCUCCUCUUCCACUCCUCCAUCUCUCCCUCCCUCCUUUAUCCAUCCUUUCCUGUCCUGUAUCCCUGCUCAGUCACGCUGGAGCCUGUAGCUACUGGGGCUGCUGCCGCUAGCUGUCUCUCUGUUUCUUUCUCUCUAUGGUUCUCUGGCUGACAGAGAGCUGUCUUUACCCUGUAUUGUGAGGGUGUGGAGGGAUAGAUAUACAGUGUGUUAUGCCUCUUUUCUCUCCCAUCUCCUGAUGUCUAACCGGUCUGACCAACCGUCUGCUGCUCUCUGCUCUCUCCUGGAUGGAUGAAUGGAUGAAUGGAUAGAUGUACACGGUUCUAGCCUAACUGUCUAACACCCUCAUUGACUGGCUGACUACAGAGGAGGAAGGAGAAGGGACACCACAGGUGGCUGCCAUGCCUCUCCACGCUGUAGGAGAUUACUAAGAGGAAGACUUCAGACUCACUGAGGAGAACACAAAGAGAAGGAGGGAUACAGACAGAAAAUAAAAGAAAGAAAGGAAACGGCAAGCCAAAAUGACCUCAGCGGACCAGCUGGACAGCCAGUGAUCCAGAUCCAGCUGGAGGAGACCGGAACUAUUCACACAUACAUAACGAGCUGUGAUUUGGAGAUGAAUGGGAAGGCGGGAGGUAGAGGACCUGUGAGUUCACCCAACUACAACAGCACCACCAUGGUAUCAGACCUAUGCUCCCCUGAAUCCCAGACCCAGUCCCAGCCCUUCACACCCCGGGCGUCCCGUACUCCCAGGAAAGCAGCUACGUUUGGGAAACGUUCUAAUUCCAUGCGGAGGAACCCUAAAGCAGAGGUGACCAAACAGGGCUGGCUAUACAAACAGGCCAGUAGUGGAGUGAAACAGUGGAACAAGAGAUGGUUCGUCCUCGCUGACCGAUGCCUCUUCUACUACAAAGACGAGAAGGAGGAAGGAGUGUUGGGAAGUCUUCCUCUGCUCAGCUUUCGGAUCGGAGGAGUGCAGGCGUCGGAUAACAUCAGCCGAAAGCACGCCUUUAAGGCUGAACACGCAGGAACACGCACGUACUACUUCAGCGCUGAGACUGCUGAGGAACAGGAGGAGUGGGUCGACGCUAUGAACGAGGCUGUCCAGAUACAGCCUUCAUGGAGGACCACCAACUCAGAGGCCACCACACCCACAGCGGAACUCCAUGGUAACACCUUGGUAACCAAAGGACCUGAACCACACACCCAGACACACACAUACAUCAAGGACAACGGCCAGACGACAGACCUCCAAGACACAGAGCGUGGACCACGAAAACCCGCCCAUCACAAGGUCAACGGGGUUGACGCCAUGGAAAUGGCCCUUCCCUCCACCAGCCCCUCAGAGCAGGAGGGGAGGAUGGGGGUAGAGAGAGGGGAGAGGGGGGAGAGAGGAGGGCCAGGACCUGCACCCCAUCCCCAUCACCAGCCCAACGGGUGGGGCCCCUACGGUCCCCCAAACGGGCCCCCUCACCAUGGAAACGGACCCCACCAGGAUAACGGGCGGCCACCCCAGGGACCUCCAGAGGGAGGGAUGAGAGAGGGGAGGGAGAUGAGGGAGCAGCCGGAGAAUGUGGUCCUGAGACGGGGCUUCGUGCCACGGACGAACCCUGAGAGACAGGCCCAGAGGAAGAGCUCCAUGACCUACCUACAGCAGUGGGUCAACAAGCGCAGAGUCAUGGCUGUACAGGAGGACAUGAACAGUACCUCCCGUUACUACACAGUGAACCGGGGUGUGCCAGCUGACUACUACAGCGUCUACGAUAGCGUGGGGGCGGUCCUGUACGUGGAGGAGUACCCCCUCUACCCGCCGGGCGUACGCCCCGACAGCAUCUGCUCUGUGUCAGCCGUGGGCUACGACCGCCUGGGCCCCCCUCGCUGGACCAACGAGGAGAAGAGAUGCUCACUACGGGACGGAACUCCCCUCUACGGACUCCCGCCCCCUCGAGACCCAUACAGCCCCCCACCCGGCCCUGCCUAUUACAGCCAGAUGGAUGCAGCACAGACCUCCAUGAGGCGUCUCUCCAUUCAGCCCAGGUCUAGGUCCGUCCCCAGGUCCCCCUCCUCAUCCUCGGGUGGUCCCUACUCACCCGGCCCUCAUAGCUUUGCCUCGCCCGUCCACUCGCCCUCGGCCCGGUUUGACAGAGGACCAAGCAGGCUACAGGAGGAUGUGAUCUACGCUGACCCCUCUGUGUACGGACUGAGGAGAUCACUGAGCUCACCCAAGUAUGAUUACCCUGGAGACAGGAGGUCGCUAAGCCAAGGAAUGUACCACUACAACAACCCUGCCUCCCCUUCUCUCCACAGCAAAAUGGAGGACAUUUUAGACCUGCAGCUCCAGAGAAACCUGGAGUACCUUGAUCAACAGGUGCCUCAGUUCCAUGACCCCUACAGGGAGCUGCACCCCACACUGAAACGCAACGAGAUGGAGACCAGUAAACUUCUGGGUCGUCUGUGUGAGCAGAACAGUAUUCUAAAGGACCAGGAGGCAGUGGUCCACAGGCUGAGGAUGGACAAGGACAGCCUAGAGGGAGCACUGGUGGCCACGCACCAGGAGAUGGAGCUGUACCGGGGUCAGCCGUUGGCUGCAGACAAACUACAGCUGAAGAAGGAGAAACUGCAGAACCAGCUCAUCAACAUCAGAGGAGAACUCUCCCAGGCAUCCAGCGUUCUGACCACCACCCGGAUGGAGUUUGAAACUUUGGAGGACGAGGUCAAUGCUAUCCAUGGAGACCUGUGGGAACAGCUCAACACAGGCGGGCAGAGUGAGAUGAUCCACAGACACAUUCAGAAGGAGUUCUGGAGAGUUCAGGAUGUGUUGGAGGGACUCCACAAAAACAACCUUUCCAGAGGCACAGACACAGCCAAACACCGGGUGGCCAGUGGAGCAUCAGGUUCUUUUAGCACCAAUAGUCCUGCCAGUCCCCUGAGCUCAGUAAGCCUCACCAGUCCGCUCAGCCCCUUCUCCCCAUUGCCCGGUUCCCAGGCCUCUCCCACAAAACAACUCGGUCCUGAGGACAUUGGCCCGCCACGGCCACCACUUCCCAAAUCCUACUACCCCCUGGAGUUGCUCCCCUCCCUCCCCCGUCAGCCCUUUGACAGCUCCACCUGGCUACGCAGCCAGGGCCUGGAUGACGGUUACGUUGACGACGAAGAGUCCCGCGGCAGAAAGCACAAGUACGGUUAUCGACAGGACAUGUCACCGGGAGAAUGGACCAAUAGCAACGAAGCUCAGGAGCUGGAUCAGGAUCGGCAGGCCAACACGAAUAAAGUGGGGAUUGUUCCUCCCAGGACUAAGUCUCCCAUGGAGGACCAGGGCCACUCCUACGACCAUGGAAUCUCCCGACGCAACGGCAAGGUGCCUAAUGGAAUCUCCAGGGAGCGUCCGAAGAGUGCGGUGUUCCCGGCGGAGGUGAAGUCCAAGAUGAGCGUUGAGGAGCAGAAUGAGCGUAUCCGUAGGAACCAGAGCAGCUCCGUCAGGGACAAGAGACGCAGCCUGAACCUGGGUAGCCAGGCUGGUACCAACUACAGAGUGGUGAGGCGGAGGCUGACGACCCAUGAGGUGGACAUCAAGGACCUGGAGGCUGCAGUACGGGGGGAGGGGGUGCAGGAGUCACCCCGGGAAGAGAUUGCUCGCCUCAGACGGUUACAGAUGGAACCUGACCACUACGACCUGGACAUCAGCAAAAAGCUGUGUGCUCCAGACAAGGUUCUGAUUCCGGAACGCUACCUGGAUGUGGACACUCCUCUCAGCCCAGAGGAGCAGAAGGAGAAACAGAAGAAAGUAGAGAGGAUAAAGACGCUCAUUGCCAAAUCAAAUCUCCAGAACGUGGUUCCCCUAUUGGACGGUCCUACUGAGGGGGGUGGUUCCCACCAACAGGGUAACCCAGAGCAGCAGCUCCAGGACCAGGAGAAGAGGAUUGAGAUCUCCUGUGCCCUGGCCACCGAGGCCUCGCGACGCUCCCGUCUGCUCUCCGCCCAGUGUGCCCCCAGCCCCCCCGCCUCCCCGCCCAGCCUGGCCCCUCCCCCCUCCUGUGGCUUCUCCGACCCACAUCAUGAAGGUGUGAGUCUGUGAAGCUCAAGCUCUGGCUGCCGUUAAGUUUGAUGGCACGUCCUUCUGAGGAUCCACUGGAAUAUAAAGAGUAAGCCCAAAGAAACUGGUUUUGUUUAGUCUCUCAGACCGCCCGCCAGACUCUACAACAAUACAACAGGAAACAGGAAGCUGUCACAGGAAGUCUGGAAAGUUGGCCACCUGAGGAUGUUUUCAAGCCAAACAGACUAAUGAUGGAGAAACUUAAGGUCCACACCUCCCACCUACCCCAGGGGUUGCUAUAACAGCAUCCUCCACUCUCCCUCUGUCAAUUACCGCACUUACACUCUUCCUCUCAGCCUAGGCCUGGUAGAAAAUAGCUUCUCUAUAAGGGCAGGAAAAGCGAACAAAACAAAAGCAAAUAAAACACGAUGGUGUAAUUUUUCACAAUUUUGGUUGUGGUGCGUUUGAUGCAGCAUCUGAAGCUACUAAAUUAGCCAGAGAGCAUGGGGUGUAUACAUCACUCUAACAUGCUCUCCGCCAUGGUAAACAGACAGUGAGACAGUUUUUCUCUGUUACUCAGCUCAGAACGGUAUCUGCUAUGGAGAGAUUAGAAAGACCACAGAGACUAGAAGCCCAGGACAGUAGAGUUUUGUGACUGAACGGUUCAGGAGGGCACUUAUCGUAUGUGAUGCACGGAUCUCAGUUAAGAUGAAAAGGGAAGAAAGACUGGCUGAGCUGGAAUUCAGGAAGAAUGAGAGGAAGGUUUUUAUUGGUGCAGAGAGUAGUAGAACAAAUCAGAGGCUGAUGUGUUUUGUGUAACAGGAAAAGGUCACGGGGAGAAGGAGGUGAACGGAGGGUCGUUCAAGAACCAUAAAGAGAUCAAAGUAGCAACAGUAACAGAACAGUACCAGAACAGAAUACAGCAUCUGAAGAGCAAUGUGGUCUUGUCUCUAUUUGGCCCCUGGGUCAUGUAGUCUUGUCUCAUAUUGGCCCCUGAUUCAUUGUCUCAAACUCAGUUAAACAGCCCUUGACCCUCAGAGGCCAUUAGUGGGAGAGCUGUACUGCACGCAAGCACAGUAUCACACACAUACACACACACACACCAUUAAUUCCCCCUUCAAUCCACUGGUGUCAGGGCAUGGGUGUACAGCAGCGCUUGAUGAGCCCCCCCUCUAUUCCUUUCCACCCCUCUCAUCCCGGGUGAGGAACACACCUAUUGAACCUGACCCACUGUACCUACCUCCCAGCCCCUUCUCCAGGCGUGGCUACCCCCCUCGGUUCCCUCUCCUGCCUACACCCCGGGCUGGUUGGAACCUGUAUGUGUAUGUGUGUGACUGUCUACAGGAAGACCCAUCCUGCCUCACUCUGAAACCACUGUUAGUUCUCUGGUAACUGUGUAUCUAGAUGUAAGUAAAGCCCACACACCUUUAGCAUUAAAGCCAUUGGACUCUUAGUCCUCUCACUGCUAGGACGUUACUUCAGUGGUACAGUAUGUUAAUAGCUAAAUGUGUGGAUAAAAUCUAUACACACACACAUAUAUAUAUAUAUAUAUAUAUAUA